Molecule: messenger RNA, 1478 nt
Organism: Trematomus bernacchii (emerald rockcod)
Lineage: Eukaryota; Metazoa; Chordata; Actinopteri; Perciformes; Nototheniidae
Gene: cep55l
Product: centrosomal protein 55 like
Exons: 10
Coding region: 99-1382 (427 amino acids)
Biological process (GO): regulation of phosphatidylinositol 3-kinase/protein kinase B signal transduction; mitotic cytokinesis
Source: RefSeq, a predicted model, not a curated record
CGGUGGAUUUUGGGCGGCGGUAUUUAAAGUAGCACAAUAAUCCAUCCAAUGACAGACUGUUGAACUAGCGGCCAUCACUCCCUCCCAAGGUGCUUGAGAUGGCGUCCCCCAAACAAAAGGGUAGCCCCAGGAGAAAGCCCAACCCUGAGCUUGAUGUGGUUGUCAGCAGUCUGAGGAAGGAGAACUCCUACCUGAAGAUGACCCUGGCUGAGCUGUCUCGUCAACAUUCAGAACAUAACAAGCUGUUAGAGCGCUUCCUCUCUCUUGAAACCUUUCGACUGGAGAGUUCUCAUCAGCUCACAGACAAACAGGAGAAUAUUGCUUUGCCGUCGAAGCAGUUGAGACAGAAAGAAGGGAAUCUGAUGGACGUAGUGAGUAUGAGAAGAAAAAGAAGCCUAUCCAGUUACUGUGGGGUCACUGAUGAGAUCAAGAACAAGCUUGUGAGUGUUUCAACUAGGUGUCAACAUCUCGAGAACAAAGUUGCAGGGAAGAAGGAGUCUGCCUCAAGUGAAUGGGACUCAACAAUAACCACAGCAGAGCUCCCAAAGCAACUCAGUGAUGCCUUGGAGAAGAACAAGCAGUGGCUGGCAUAUGACCAGCAGAGAGAGGCCUAUGUGAGGGAAAUCAUGGCCAGAAUGUUAUGGCUGGAGAAGCAGCUGAAUGAAGCCAAUCAGAGUCGCUCACAGCGGCACAAUGAGGAGCAUUCAGAGGAGAAUGAACAAAUACUAACCCAGAUGCAGCAGAACUAUGAAAGACUCCUACAGAAAGCCAUAGAGGAGCUGGAUGUGCUCAGGGAGCAGAUCAACAUGAUCCAGCAGACCCUGAUAAUAACCCGAAACCAGUGCCAAGAAAGGGAACGUGAGGUGGAAGAGCUCAAGCAGCAGCUGCAAAAUGAAAUUACGAGCAGAAAAAGUCCAGAGGAACCUCUUCAAUGCUCUGAGGAUGAGGACCAAUGGAUCACCGCUGAGACUCAAGACCUUCAAUGCAGACUGAAUGAGGAGAAGCGCAAGUCGGCACGCAUCGUUCUGCAGUCUACUGUCAUGCAGAAGGCUUUUUUGAAUAGUCACCAUGCAGACCAGGAAACGAUUGAAGACUUGGAGCGACAGAUAAAGAUUUCUUCACAAGACCUUGAUGAUGAGAAGCAGAACUGUGCGUAUUUAAAGAAACAAACGGGCGGGGUUCUGAAGAAGCUGCAAAAAAAUAAAGAACAGAGAGACCAGCCGGAUCAAACCUCAUGUGAAGCGGUACACCCCCCCUCCGAGUGCUCCUCUUAUGGCAGCUUGCUGAAUGAAAGCUUCCUGGCGUGUCCCGGCUGUCGGGCCGAGUAUCCCAGCAGUCAGUACCGAGAACUGAUGGUCCACCUAGAGUCCUGUCUGGACUGAGCUCAGCCGAGAACUUCAAUUCUGUCUUCUGUUAAGGUUUCUGUACUGUGUAACCAGAGGUACAAGCUAUUUUAAUAAACUACUGUGUUGAAUUGC